AUCUAAGUAAACCGAAACAAAAUCCAAAUAGACCGAACCAGAUACUUAAAAGCAAUACCUUUCGGCUUCUCUCUUCUUGUCUUAACUCUUCCACUUCAGAAACAGAAUUACCUCCGUCGCCGCCAUUAUCUCGCCGGCUGAUAAAGAGUAUCUCAGACAAGAGAGAAGCAAAUAAUCUCUCUUGUUCAUCGAACAAAAUGUCAUCUUCUCUGUCACUUCAUUCCUCCUUCAUACCUUCAUUCGCUGAUCUUCCCGACCGUGGAUUGGUCAGUAAAAACUCUCCGACGACUGUUUCCAUUACCAAGUUUCCAACUUGGGAGAAGAAGAAGCAGAUCUCGAAUCGAAGCCUGUUCAAGCUAAGCUGCGUGAUGGAGAAGAGUAUCGAUGGAAACACCCAUUCUGUAGUUAACACCUCCCAAGAUUGCUUAAAUGCUAUUGAUGUCAGAGAAGAGGCUAGCGUCGCUACGUUGCUGAUGAACUUGGAUAAUAAAUUUGAUCCCUUUGAUGCAAUGAGCACUCCUCUUUACCAGACAGCUACGUUUAAGCAGCCUUCUGCUAUAGAAAAUGGUCCAUAUGAUUACACAAGAAGUGGGAAUCCUACUCGGGAUGCACUUGAAAGUCUCCUUGCGAAGCUUGACAAGGCGGAUAGAGCAUUUUGCUUUACUAGUGGAAUGGCUGCUCUUGCUGCGGUUACGCACCUUCUCAAAGCUGGCGACGAGAUUGUUGCUGGAGAUGAUCUAUAUGGUGGCUCAGACAGAUUACUAUCCAACGUAGUUCCAAGAUCUGGCGUUGUGGUUAAACGAGUAAACACAACUUGUUUAGAGGAGGUUGCUUCUGCUAUUGGUCCCCCGACAAAACUUGUGUGGCUUGAGUCUCCAACCAACCCCAGACAACAAAUCUCUGAUAUACGAAAAAUAGCUGAGAUGGCUCAUGCUCAAGGUGCACUUUUGUUAGUUGACAACAGUAUUAUGUCACCGGUUCUCGCUCGGCCAUUAGAACUUGGAGCUGAUAUCGUGAUGCACUCGGCUACUAAGUUUAUAGCCGGACACAGUGAUUUGAUGGGGGGUGUGCUUACUGUAAAAGGCGAAAAAUUGGCAAAGGAGUUGUAUUUCCUCCAAAACUCUGAAGGUUCUGGAUUAGCUCCUUUCGACUGUUGGCUUUGCCUACGAGGAAUCAAGACAAUGGCUUUACGCAUAGAGAAGCAGCAGGAAAACGCACGGAAAAUCGCAAUGUACUUGUCUACUCAUCCAAGAGUGAAGAAAGUGUACUAUGCUGGUCUACCAGAUCAUCCUGGUCACCAUCUUCACUUCUCUCAGGCAAAGGGUGCAGGAUCAGUUUUUAGCUUCAUUACAGGAUCUGUCGCCCUAUCCAAGCAUCUUGUAGAAACCACCAAGUACUUCAGCAUUGCUGUCAGUUUUGGGAGUGUUAAGUCACUUAUAAGCAUGCCAUGCUUCAUGUCACAUGCAAGCAUACCUGCUGAAGUUCGCGAGGCUAGAGGCUUGACGGAAGAUCUUGUCCGUAUAUCUGCAGGCAUUGAGGACGCUGAUGAUUUGAUCUCUGAUCUUGAUAUCGCCUUCAAGACCGGUCCCAUCUAAUACUCCACUCUGAGAAAGAAAAAAAAACUGUUUUUCUAGUCUCAGUUUUUUGUGUGUUUCAUAGGUUCUUGAAAGAGGAAUCUGUGUUAAGUAACCACAAAACAUGAUUUGGUGUUUGAUAACACAUCUGCUAAACCUGUAUUCUAAGUUUGUAAUAAGACUCCAAAUCCAAAUAAACUUGUUAUGCAAGUA
Brassica napus (rape) is the source of this 1787-nucleotide messenger RNA. RefSeq names its product cystathionine beta-lyase, chloroplastic. The record is from RefSeq and is a predicted model, not a curated record. Gene Ontology annotation, molecular function: pyridoxal phosphate binding. Gene Ontology annotation, cellular component: cytoplasm. Gene Ontology annotation, biological process: 'de novo' L-methionine biosynthetic process; transsulfuration. NCBI's taxonomy places the organism in Eukaryota, Viridiplantae, Streptophyta, Magnoliopsida, Brassicales, Brassicaceae. Bases 198 to 1595 code for a protein of 465 amino acids. The transcript has 13 exons.